This is a messenger RNA of Ylistrum balloti, 1086 nucleotides long. RefSeq lists its product as uncharacterized. The transcript has 10 exons. Gene Ontology annotation, molecular function: DNA-binding transcription factor activity; DNA binding. Lineage: Eukaryota; Metazoa; Mollusca; Bivalvia; Pectinida; Pectinidae. Gene Ontology annotation, biological process: regulation of DNA-templated transcription. The record is from RefSeq and is a predicted model, not a curated record. The annotation marks the transcript as partial.
AUGACAUUGGAUACCAUGUACGAAGUUCGUCACAAGUUAUGUUUGAAAGACACCACAAGAAAACAACCUGAAAACAUCCAUAUUGAUAUUCCUGGUUUGAUGAUGUCCCGAGACGCAGAAGAGAAUGAGGACACAAGUUAUCAACCAAUUCCCAGUCUAAACUUGGAGAACCUGGGAUCAGAUAUGAUGAAGUUGAUGGACAACCCAGAAACAGAGACGUUAAUGAACCAAAUUCUUGGUGGCCCUCAUAAUAGUAGAUUCUUGGACAGUGCUGAAAGCUCCCUCAGUAGUCAUAUGUCACAGGGCUCGCAAGCCUCACUGAACUCUAAUGAGCAACAGCAGUCCAAACCAUCACCGUUUGUGUCAAUUUUACCCCCCAUUCAACAACCAGCAGCAGCAUCUAAUCCAUCUAUGGAGGUUUUCCUGGUCAACUCCAUCAUCAGAUUUAGGUAUGACUCUGAACUGAACAAUAGGCGCACAGGAAAAGAGGAGCUGCUCAAAAUUAAGUUUACUGGAGUAGAGGGCAAUGUUACAAUUCUCCUUCACACCGUAGACACCAUCAACAAGAAGGCACAUCCCUACUGGUUGAUAGGAGACAACUGUAUUAAUGGCAUGUUUGUAGCAAAAAUGCCUAUCACCAAGGCAACCAACUAUGAAUGCACCUGCAAAGCUACCCUGAAAAUUCCAAAACGAAAUGAGUACCAGUCUAGCCUGCAGGGCCGUCAAAGGGAAGCUGAGAGUCUGAGCCUCUUCAUGAAAAACGAUGAUUACUGGACAGCAAACCAAAAUAUGAAGGAAUGUCGUGAUUUUCGUCUGUCUGUGGAGGCUCGAUAUGAAGUAGCUGGCAAGCUCUUCCACAUGCACUGUAUAACACCUCCCCUGAGUAAUGCAAAAGAAGGAAAGUGCUUUAUGAUACACAGGAUUAUGCCUUAUGUCUCUCCGGCAUCUGGUAUACACAAGUCUGAGGAUUACAUCAUCAUCGUCCUUACUGCUGACUCCUACAUCCCUAAAAGUGUGCAGGUGGAGUUUGUAGAUGAAGAAGUAGGAUGGUCAGCAAUGGCAACCAGGGUCAACAUAAUCAAGAAU